This is a messenger RNA of Oncorhynchus masou masou (cherry salmon), 1142 nucleotides long. Its product is annotated as Bardet-Biedl syndrome 2 protein homolog. Bases 1 to 1092 code for a protein of 363 amino acids. The transcript is spliced from 9 exons. Gene Ontology annotation, cellular component: BBSome; ciliary basal body; membrane. Lineage: Eukaryota; Metazoa; Chordata; Actinopteri; Salmoniformes; Salmonidae. Gene Ontology annotation, biological process: non-motile cilium assembly. The record is from RefSeq and is a predicted model, not a curated record.
AUGGGCAAGUUUAAAGGGAUCCAGCCAUGCCUCACUGCAGUCACACAAUCAGGGAAUGUGUUCAUCCAUAACCCUCACAUGCGUGGCCAGUGGCAGGCAGCCUACCGUCUGAGCCAGAGUGCCCAGGACUCAGACAUCUCUUUGCUCAACAUCAACCAGGCAUUGAGCUACUUGACAGCUGGUACUCGACGACCCAACACCACUGGAGACACGCUCCUCGUGGGCACCCUGACAAACCUGGCCUAUGAUGUACGCGAAAUUGCUGACAUCUUCAACAGAGAGGUGACAGAUGGGGACAAUGCCAUCGCUUUAGGGAAAUUGGCGAACAUUCAGUCUCCCCUCACCAUCAUCGGAGGAAACUGUGCCUUACAAGGAUUUGACUGUGAGGGGAACGACCAGUUCUGGACACUUCUUGUCAGAUCAGAGGACUUUGACAUUAGGUUAUACAGAUGCACAAUUGAGUGUAUCCUGUCGGGCUGUAUGACCGCCUGGUACAGCAACUGCACCACCCACAACCGCAAAGCUUUCCAGUGGGUGGUGUGGUAUGCCCAAAGCAUUACCGGGGGAAAACUUCCUGCCCUCCUGGACACCUACAGCACCCGAUGCCAUAGGAAGGCCAAAAAGAUCAUCAAGGACAUCAAACACACUGCCUGUUCACCCCACAUUUAUCCAGAAGCGAGAAGGUUACCUCCCUCUGUCAUACGCAUGGCAGCAGAACUCAUCAAGGGCUGGUCCAAUGGCAAGUUUCCUGCAAGUGUAAGUAAUGUUGUAAGGCCCCUUGAAGAAGUCAUCUUUGAAGUCAUCUUCAAAGACAGCUUCUCGUCCUCUGUGGCUGGAGGGGUGGAGAGGGACUAUCGCAUGGAUGGACAGAUCCAGCUCAUCUGUACCUCUGUGGAGGUAGAAGUGCGUGGUUACCUGCCUGCCAGUAAGGAGAUGAAGGGGAACCUGAUGGACUCAUGUGUGGAGCAGGAUCUGAUCCGAGAGCUGAGCCAACUCAGGCAGAACCUGCUACUGGAACUAUGCAACUAUAAGGAGAAUACCAAGGAGUGGAAAUGUUGUCUGCAGAGCGCCCAACGUAGGCUACACUUGUGAGAAAAAGGUUUGGGUUUAUUUAAUUACAUUUAUGAGUUGUCAAUGUAUUA